Chaetomium fimeti is the source of this 1821-nucleotide messenger RNA. RefSeq lists its product as uncharacterized. Lineage: Eukaryota; Fungi; Ascomycota; Sordariomycetes; Sordariales; Chaetomiaceae. The coding region runs from base 92 to 1738 and encodes 548 amino acids. The record is from RefSeq and is a predicted model, not a curated record. The transcript has a single exon.
CUCCGAGGGCCGACUGCUUCCGCGCUUGAAAUGAACCAGUCAUUGUACGACGCACAAGUCUUGAGUCGGUUGCUGGAGGCCACCUUCGACAAUGGAUGGACAGAGCACUCGACCUGCUUUGUUAUCCAAAGUACGUGGCAAAUAUGGACGGCAUGAUUACAAACGAUUCGACAACAUAGCUUCGACGCAUAUGCGCGCAGGCCGGGGGAGCAUUGGCAAGGUUGAGAUCGACUGUCGGUUUAUGUUUACCAAAUCCCGCUGGGGCGUCAUCGGGGAGUCGAAAAACCCCGGGGGUAUCGUCUACCUUGACCUGGAUUUCAGCCAGCCCGCAGACUGCAAGCUGCAGUCGGCGACCAUCACGGUAACCUUGACGGAGGACGACGGCGAAGAGGAUCGGAUACAGCACCGCUCUGCUUGUCCGGUCCAGUUUACCGACCACUACGGCCCCAAGUGCAUCCGGGGCCCAGAAUCUCUCGUACAGACGAGGAAGAUCCAAAACCGCACGCCCGAGGUGCAGUUGUUUGGCUAUGGUGCGGGUGGCCUUGGGGUAGACAAGGAGAAGGUCGUGCAAACGAGCGGACGGUGGGACUUUUCUGGUGGUAUCGACUCAACCAAGGGGAGCAUAUGGUACAACCGCUUGCGUUGGACGCUCACGGAGAACUCGCUGGAGUGGCAACCAAAACACAACAACCUUUUCCACACGGCAUUUGCCUUGGAGCAUAACGCGACGAGAUUCUAUAUGACGGUCCAUGUCAGCGGCAAACUCGCCAAGCUUUCGGACAAGAUCAAAAGCAAGUUGAAGUUUGGAGAGAAGGGAGGCAAGGACCAGGAGAUCGUAACCAAGAUCGAGUGGGCGGAGGGGUACUCGUGCCCCCUACGGUUGGACGAGGUUGCCUGCGAUUUGCCCGAGGCAAUGGGGUACGCGAAUAUGACCAUGGUCCCGGUCGAGAUUCCCGACGCGUUGGCUGCGAGCUACCACCCCGCCAUUACGAACCCGGUUACGGCAACCCUGCCAAUUCAACCACCGCCGGGUAACCCCCAAGUACCGCAACUACGACCGCCCCCAAGGCCGUGGCUGGAACCCCGGCCCCCGGCAAGCACCGGCGGAGGGACAUCGGUGAUGGGGAACCCCAUGCAGCACCUCCCCGCUCCGACACUGGAGGAGCUGAGCAUGGCCGCCGCUGGCUUCGCAUAUCACCCUUCUCAUCCACCCCGGCCUCCACCUCUCUCAACAUCCACACCCCCGGCUGCCGGAGCAGAAGAAAUGUCCGAGUCCUCAAGUUCGGUAACGCUGGUGAACUCGGCAGUGCCCACGCAGGUGGGAGAAGUGGACAGUGAGCCUGCCCCUGACACUUGCCAGAAGGACUGGAAACAAGAUCGGAAAGAAAUCAAGUCGAAAAGCGGAGGGAGCGGAGUAUGGCUGGGUGUCACCGCCAUACUGCUGUAUUGGCUUGGGAAAGUCGGCGUGCUGCUGUCCGGGCUCGCUAGUGUUGCUGUUGCGGUCCCAUCAACGCCGAAACUCGAGACAUCGAAAGUAAAGAAACGAAACAAGAACAAACUCAAAAUGGUUGGAUUUGACGGUGCAUCGGAGAGUAGCCGAACGAAAACUUCGGCGACGAGAUCGAGUUAUCCCGUUCGAGGGCGACUCCGCGGACGUCGGGGAUAUCUGAAUGUCGGUGUUGCAAAACGGAAAAGGCAGGAAUGGGAAGAUAUCGAGUCCAAUAGUACCAACUCAUAGCGACUAUAGGGAUAGAUUAACUACCUAAUUGGAUUCUGGAGCUGAAAAAGAAAACAAAUUAAGUCCAUGUCAUCUUCGAGGUU